AUGCAUGCCCACGGCCACGUAACGCGUCCUGCCCGUGGAAAAUCUAGCGUGGCCGUGGCAAGUUUAGAUUUGCUUUCGGAGGAUAAGAGUUCGGAGAAGACAGAAAGAGAUAUUGAAUUUGUUUUUGGAAAAACUGAAAGUGAUUACAUCGAAAAUUUAGAUUAUAAAAAAUUAAAAAUUGAUUUAUGGAAUGGAAAUGUCGUUCUGGAAAAGCUGUAUUUAAAACCAAAUGCGUUGGUUAAAAAAUUGACUCUUGUUAUUCCAUGGAAAAACCUUUAUAAGCAACCGACAAAAGCUUAUAUCGAUGGUCUUUAUAUCUUAGUUGUACCAAAAACUGAAGUUCAGUACGAUGCACAACAGGACGAAAAUGAACAAUAUGAAGCGAAAAUGAAAGAAGUUCAAAAAAUUGAAGGCUUAAGAAAAGAAAAAGAAGCCUAUGAAAAUUCGAAACAAAGUCAACAAGAUCAUGAUACAUUCGUUGAACGUAUGCAGUUGACAAUAAUACGAAAUUUAGAAUUAUCCAUUCGAAAUAUUCACAUUGCUUAUGAAGAUAAAACAACAAAACCCGGACAUCCGUUUUCUUUUGGAUUAACACUGAAUUAUAUUGAAUUAAGACUUGGUGAAUUAAGUUCUUUGGCAUUUUAUUGGAAUUCAAAUAGUCAAUCACAUUCAGAUAUGUCUAGAAACGACGUUGUGGAAUAUUUACGUUCUAAAAUAGCUACGAAAGAUAAUAUUCCAAAUGAUAUCACUUACAUUCUUCGUCCAUUAAAUGUUAUUGCUAAACUUAUAAUGGUUACAAAGCCAAGAGAAGAUCAUUUCAAACGUCCGAUGUUUGAUAUUAUGAUUGAUCUGGACCAGAUUAGUUUUAAUAUUAAUCGAGAACAAUACUCUGAUUUGCUUGAUUUGCUUGAAUUUCAAGAUUAUGUUGCAUUACAGACAAAAUUUGUUAAGUAUCGAUCAAUGCAUAAAAUUCAAUCAAAAAAUACAAAAGAAUGGUGGAAAUUUGCAUAUAAUGUUAUUGUCAACGAAGAAGUUCGUCCGCGUUUUGACUGUUACAAAUGGGAAAAUAUCAAAGCACAUUUGGAUCGAUGUCGAGAAUAUCGAACAUUACAUUUCCAAGAAUUAACCGGAAAAUUAACAUAUGAACAAAAACAACGAGCUCAAGAAAUCGAGAAAAAGCUUGAUGUAUUCAAUUUAACCUAUAUACGACGAAGUGCUGAAAUUGAAAAAAAAGAGCAAGAACCAAAAACAUGGUGGGGUAAUGUGUCAACCUGGUGGGCAGGAAAUACAGAUAAAAAUGAUCCAGAACUUGAUUUGGAAAAAGUAUUGUCAUCUGAUGAAAAGAAGAAAUUAUAUGAUGCUAUUGGAUACGAAGGUGAAAAUACAUCAUCAGCUGAUUAUCCGAAUGAAUACGUUGAUAUCAAUCUUGCUAUUGGGUUAAAAUUGUUAGAUGUAAAUAUUUGGUCUCGAUUAUCUCCUGACGAUUUAAAUUUUAACAUUGUUGCUCGUGCAGUUGUACCUGGUACAAAUGUCAAUUUUAAACGUCGUCCAGCAUCCGCUGGAAUUAAAGUUGCUGUAGGUUUACGUUCAUUUGAACUAUUUGGUUUAUCGACAACGGGUGAAACAAAUAUGCAAAAUUUAAAUGAAAAUCGUCCUGUAUUAGCUAAGCCUCAGUUAAUUGAACAAGAAAAAGAUCUUUUAAAUGUUGAAUUUGAAACAAAUCCAAUCGAAUAUAAGUCAGAUUACAGAAUACAAGUUCUAUCACAAUCAUUACAAAUCACGUAUGAUUCGCCAACAAUCAAUAAACUAGUUACAUGUUUUGAACCUGAUACAGCACGAAAUUUAUAUGGAGUUAAACAAGCUGCGUAUUCAACGUAUACUGAUGUUAAACAACGUUCUUAUUUGCUAAUGAAACAUAAUCUAGAAAAAGUCAAAGUUCUCGAUAUUAAUAUUGAUAUGCAAUCAUCCUAUUUUCUGUUGCCAGCGAAUGGCGUUUAUCAAGACGGUUGUUCACUCAUCUGUAUGGAUUUCGGUCAUUUGACCUUGAAACGAGCUGAUGAAGAUCAAGAGAUAUCGCACGAAAACGCAAAAAACCUUGAAGAAGCAAGAAAACUUUCUUAUACAAAAUUUCAAUUGCAAUUAGACUCUGUUCAACUUCUAUAUGCUCAGAAAAAUGAAAAAUGGUAUGAAGCUCGAAGGCAACAAGAGACUCGUUUGCAUUUAAUUAAACCGAUGACCUUAAAUAUGAAUGUAUAUAAAUGUAUUUAUUCGGAUGAUGCUGAUUUGCCAGCAUGGAAAAUCGACGGACAGAUACCCGCUAUUGAUAUGCGUUUAUCAGAUAAGAGAUUGUUUCAAAUCAUUCAUCAUGUUCAAUCACUACCAUUUCCAGAAACAAAAAAUACAAGUGAAACAAUUCAGAAAAUCGAACCAGCUGAACAACCAUCACAAAUAUCCUUGUCGGCAGCUGAUACCAUGGAAAAAGUUGAAGAAAUGACACCAGUGAAAAAAAUACAAGAAGAACAAUCUCAGCUAGAUGAAAAUGAACAAUCAAAGAUUGAUGAGAAAAAAAGAAAAAAGGAAAAUUCUUAUUUUCAACUGACUCAGUUAGAUGCAACAUUUGAGUUAUCGCAGGUUAACCUUUUGAUUGAAGAAUCAUCAUCUCAAUCAUCAUCAAGGCGUUAUAGUGGUGUUAAAAAUGAUCACUACGAUGAAGGCAGUGAUGAACGUCCGUUCCUUCGUUUAUCACUGGUGUCGAUGUUGGCUAGAACAACAUUUAAAACUUACGAUGUUAGUUUUGAUGCAUCUCUGGCUGAUAUAAUCCUUUUACAUCAACAAUUUGUUACACAAUCUGGUGAACCACUUCGUCUCAUCUCAGCCAAAAAGCAUAAUGAAAAUGACGAUACAAAACUGAUCAGUGUCCAUUUUCUAAACACAUCCCGCGAUAACCCGAUGUUUAAAAGAGAACCGUAUAAUUCGAUUGAAAAUGCUGGCAAAUUUCAUUUUUCAAAAUUAGAAGUUAUUUUACAGUUAGAAGCAUUAUUGAGUAUUCUAAGAUUUCAUGAUAAUUUAAUAAAAAGAUUACCAACAGAAACUGAAGACGAAAAACAAAAAAAAAGAGAACAAGAGGAGGAAAAAAAGAAGAAUGAACAACAAGAAAAUGACAAAGUAAUUACAACGGUGACAGAUAAAGAAAAGAAAAAACCGGACACUGUCGUAGCCACACCUAGUCUAGCUAUAAGUGCUGAAUUAGAAGAAUUUCGUUUUAUUAUUUCUACAGAAGAAGCUCCCUUAUUUGACAUUAGUGUUGGGGGUCUAAAGGCAAAUGUAUCACAACAGCCGAAUAAAACUAUCGUUAAUCUUAUACUGAGUAACUUUAAUAUAUAUGAUCCAAAUCCUCAUGCAAAAUAUAAAAAAAUCAUAUCUCAACAAGGUGAUGCUGAUGAAUUGUUGCGUAUUGAUCUAAUAUUGCAUAAUUUAUCAAAUGAUCAAAAAAAAGAUUUGAAUGCUGUGGAUUGUAAUGUGGAAGUUAAAUUUGCCAAAGCAAAUAUCGUCUUUUUAUUUAAACAUAUCGAUGUACUAUUGUCGUUUUUGGAUACAUUGGAUGUCGCAAAAGCUGCCCUAGAAUUAGCAUCAUCUCAAUAUGCUGAAGCGACUAUAGAAAAUAUUCAAAAAUUACAAGAGCAAGCAUUUAAAUUACAGUUGGAUGUUCAGUUUAAUGCACCAAAUAUAUUUGUACCAACAAAUUCUUAUUCCAAUGAAGCAUUACUAUUAGAUUUAGGUAAAUUAUCAUUGCGUACAAAAUUUUUACAAGAUGAAAAACAUGGUCUUAUUGAACAACAAAAUAUUAAACUUGAAAAUGUUCUUGCAUCACGGGUUUUAUUAAAUAAUAAUCAUGAUAUCGAGGGCGAAGUAAUCUUGUUAGAUUGUGAAAUAUUAACGACGACAAUUAAUCGAUUAUUAUAUCCAGACCAAGCGAAAAAUGAACCGGUAGUGAGCGUGAAAGCAGAUUGGGAUUUAGUGCAUUUUAAAUUAUCAAAAGGUGAUUUUUCGUGUAUAAUGAAAGUAUUAUUGGAAAAUUUUUCUGAAAAUAUCAAGGAUCAAAUAGUCAGCGAUAUUGAGACAGUGGAACAAUAUCAUUAUAAAUCAGCUGAUCAAGAAGCAGAAGAAAAUAAAUUACGUGAAACAGUUCUUCAAAAACAACAUGAAUCACAUACAGAAGUAACGACAACAGUUAGAGUUCGUGCAGAAAUAAAAACAGUUGCACUAACAUUGUAUUUGGGUGAAUCAAAUAUGACAAAGCGACGUCAAGAUCGUUUAGAGAAUUUGAAAUUAGCCGAUGUUCGUAUUGAAGCACUUGAAACGAUAUUUAAACAAAUGAACGAUUCAAGUUACAAAGCAGUGGGACGAAUUAAAAAUUUUCUACUUGAUGAUUUACGUGAAACACAUCAGAGUGCUGGCGUAACGAGGCAAGAAAAACAAUAA
Molecule: messenger RNA, 4482 nt
Organism: Didymodactylos carnosus
Lineage: Eukaryota; Metazoa; Rotifera; Eurotatoria; Philodinida; Philodinidae
Source: the annotation of a GenBank genome assembly